Messenger RNA from Cladocopium goreaui, 1281 nucleotides. NCBI's taxonomy places the organism in Eukaryota, Dinophyceae, Suessiales, Symbiodiniaceae. The record is from the annotation of a GenBank genome assembly.
AUGGCCAGGUACCAGAAGCAGAUCGAAGAUGCAGGGCGGAAGGUCCUGGGCAAAGAGAAGUUCGCGGAGCUGAAAAACAUGGCGUCUAACGGUCUAGCCCCCCGCCAUCCACGGCUCCCUUGGCUUCCUUGGCUCGGCGCAGACGACCGGCUCUUUGGCACAGCAGCAGAAAGGUCUGGUGGCGCAGAAGCAGAGACAGAUGGCUGCCGAGGCGACUGGAACCAGCUCUUUUGGGGUCGUGAGUCCGUGAAUAGCAUUGCCUUGACGAAAACGGCCCAACGACUUCUGUCCAACUUCGGCGAGAUGGAGGAUUUAGAGGUAGAUGGGACUGCUCGCAAUAGAUUUGGUGAGGAGAAUACCUUCCUCAUCAGCACAAUAGCUCGCGCCCAUGCCCUGAGUGCUGCGAUGUACCAGCAUGCGCAACCGCAUAUCGAGAAGUUAGUCAUCAACAACUUCAAGUCCUACGCGGGGAGACAUGAGAUAGGUCCUUUUGACAAGUUCACCUCAAUCAUCGGACCCAAUGGCUCUGGCAAAUCCAACAUCAUGGAUGCCAUCAGCUUUUGCUUGGGUAUCAAGACGAAACAUCUACGUGGCGAGCGGCUGAAGGAUUUGGUCUAUCGACGCGAGGAAGAGACGGUCGAUGCGAACCAACGCGGGGCUGAGGUCACCUUGGUCUUCAAAUCGGCCAAGGGGAUCAUGCGAUACUUCAGUCGCAUCAUCAACACUCGAGGCGAGGCCAACUAUCGCUAUGGCACCUCUACCACGAAGAUGGCCGCCAUCGGCUACGAGGAAUAUUCCCAGCUCUUAGCAUCCGAAAACAUCUUCGUGAGAGCCAGGAGUUUCUUGGUCUUCCAGGGCGACGUGAUGCAGCUCGCGAGGCGCCAGGGAUCCGAGCUCACGGCCAUGCUGGAGACCAUUAGCGGCUCUGAGCAGCUGAAAGAACGCUACACGGAGCUGAGCAAGGACUUGGAGCUUGCCCAGGAGAAGGCACGAAUGCAUUUCCAACAUCGUCGCGAGGCAGAAACAACGCUGACCCUACUGGAGCAACAGAGGGCAGAGGUGAAGCGCUUCCAAGAUUUGAAGGCGCAGAAGGAGGCCUUGAUUGUGGAGGCCGCCCUGUUCCGUCUCUAUUGCGCCGACCGGGACGCUACGAAAAAUCUGGAGGAAGCGCAACAAGUGAGAGAAGAACUUUCCAAAACCGAGCAUGACUUGCGGAAAAGGCGCAAGGCGCUUGAGGCCUCUGAGGUGCGUCGCCAGAAGUUGGAGACCGAGGUGCGGGAG